Eucalyptus grandis is the source of this 2652-nucleotide messenger RNA. RefSeq names its product jacalin-related lectin 3. Lineage: Eukaryota; Viridiplantae; Streptophyta; Magnoliopsida; Myrtales; Myrtaceae. The transcript is spliced from 7 exons. The coding region runs from base 426 to 2222 and encodes 598 amino acids. The record is from RefSeq and is a predicted model, not a curated record. Gene Ontology annotation, molecular function: carbohydrate binding.
UCUGCCACGAACGAUGCCUCAGUGCUCGAAAAAACAAGAGGCGCCAAAGCAAAGUGCUCGCAUUCGGAGAUGGGAGUGUAUGUCCCACCUAAAAGCGAAAUAAUGAGCUGUCCAUGAGCAAAAACUAUGAAGAGAGAAAAGAUUCGAGCAUUUCUCCUCCCAAAGACCUUCAAUGGAGAAUUUUCAUUCUGGUCAUAACUGGAAUCUGGUUCUCUUCCCGACCAUCCUCUCCCUCCUUAGUGGAGAGAGAACAAGCUUCUUCGACAUGAUUCUGGAACUAUUUUAUAAUGAAAGGGCACGAUCUGAAUCACCUUUUUAAGCUCGUCGAACCGGAACAAUACCAUGACUCAAUGCAACAUCAUUGAACUCCCAUCGUUGCAGUUCGCCGGCACCUUCCUCCGCUCUCCCACCCCAGCACAACCAGAAUGAACAUUGAGGGGAGCGGGAAGAAGACUGUGUCAGUCGGGCCAUGGGGUGGUCAAGAUGGGUUCCGCUGGGACGAUGGGGUCUACUCAACGGUGAGGCAGCUGGUGAUAGCUCAUGGAGCCGGCAUCGACUCCAUCCAGAUUGAGUACGACAUGAAAGGGAACUCGAUUUGGACGGAAAAGCAUGGUGGAAACGGAGGUUGCAAAGUGGACACGGUCAAGCUUGAUUUCCCGGAUGAGUUCCUAAUCUCUGUUCAUGGACACUAUGGGAAAAUCAAUGACUGGGGACCCAUUCUUGUUCGAUCGCUCACCUUUGAGAGCAAUCGGAAGACUUACGGGCCUUACGGCGUCCAGCAGGGGGGCUCUUUCUCUUUCCCAUCGACCACUGGCAAGAUUGUCGGGUUUCAUGGCAAGGCCGGCUGGUACCUGGAUGCAAUCGGGGUUUAUCUGAAGCCGUAUCAGAAAGAGAAGGCAUCUGGAACUCUGGUUAAAGCUCAGAGCGGUGUUGGUGUUGAUGUUGGUUUCGGAACCAACAAGGUAGGCUACUCAGUCGUACAAGGGAGCAUCGGGCAGAAUUAUGACAUAGUGCUUGCCGUCAGGCAGAAGGAAGUUCAAGGCAAUUGUUUCAGGAGCCAAAUCUCGAGACAAAGUUCUAGUUCCGAGGAGUCCAGCGAUGAAGAAACCGAAGAGACGAUGCCCAAGGUAGAAAAAGUGCCCCGGAAAAUUGAAGGGCUAGUGACGGUCGGACAAUGGGGAGGUUCUGGAGGGUCUGCAUUCGACGACGGAACCUACACCGGCAUCAGACAGAUCAAUCUAUCUCGGAAUGUCGCUAUCGUUUCUAUGAAGGUUCUAUAUGAUUGGAACGGGGAGGCGCUAUGGGGAAACAAGCGUGGUGGAACUGGAGGAUACAGACACGAUAAGAUAGUAUUGGACUACCCGGACGAAGUUUUGACGCACAUAACGGGAACCUGCGGGCCUCUAAUGUCCAUGGGACCUACCAUCAUCAGAUCAAUCGCCUUCCACACUAACAGAGGAAAGCAUGGACCUUUUGGAGAAGAGCGGGGAGCUUCUUUUACUUCAAAGUCGAAAGAGGGCAAGAUCAUCGGCUUUCAUGGUAGAGGCGGCCUGUUUAUAGAUGCUAUUGGCAUCCAUAUGAUAGAAGGGAAAGUACCGGUGGCCAUCAAGAAUAACAAGACUGAAGCAGAUCUGGCUGAAGUGGACUAUCCUCAAUGGUCGAAUAAGUUUGUCCUUCCAAAGCAAAGGCCAGCAGAAGAGGUUGCUUACGGAGUUGUCCAUGAGCCAGCUCCAUAUGGACCAGGCCCCUGGGGAGGGGAAUUCGGGCGGCCAUGGGAUGAUGGUGUAUUUUCCGGGAUCAGACAGAUAAUUCUGACCAGAACCGAAGCUAUCUGCUCCAUACAGAUAGAGUAUGAUAGAAAUGGACAAUCUGUUUGGUCAGUCAGACAUGGAGGCAACGGAGGACUCACCACACAUCGGAUCAAGCUGGAAUAUCCAAAUGAAGUCCUAACAUGCAUCUCUGGCUAUUAUGGCCCCAUCAGCAAAGAUGAGUGGCCUCAGCCUCAGUUCAUAAGGUCGUUGACAUUCCACACGAGUCGAGGGAAAUAUGGUCCAUUUGGAGAAGAAGUGGGUACCUUUUUCACUUCAACUACGACUGAAGGAAAGGUGGUGGGAUUUCAUGGGCGGAGCAGCCUGUACUUGGACGCCAUUGGGGUCCACAUGCAGCACUGGCUAGGACACCAGAAGCCGGUGAAGUCCUCCCUCUUGAGGAUGUUCCAUUGAUCCACUGUUUCGAAUUCACGAUAUGAUCUUUCAAAAAUAAUUAAACCUUACUCUGUGACUUAUGUUCAAAUCCAGAGAUAAUUAUGUAUUGGCUCUUUGUAAUUUAUAGCCCUAGUUGAAUAAAAAACACAUUGAACUAGAUUCUCUCUCUAGAUUCACUUGCAGGACUUGAGCAAAAAUAUGAAGAACACCUUCUAGCAAUGCAUAGUUCGGACGACUCAGACUAUGACUACAAUGCUCGCGACAGACGAGACUACUGACCGUACAGGUCACUGUAGUAAUUCUGACUACAAUGCUCGCGACAGACGAGACUACUGACCAUACAGGUCACUGUAAUAAGUCAUUGUAGCAUUUAAACUAGGGAAAUCAUUGUUCACUGUCACUGUUUAUAUUAUGUGAAUAAUUCCCUAACGGGAAUUUCUAGAGCUUC